GCGCUUUUGAAAUUCGGAACCUUAACAAACCCACCCCAAAGCCAUUGAGAUAACUCUGAUUAGCCUGCCCAAGCUGCAGUUUUUGCACAAAUAGUUGAUAAAGAAAAUAUUUGAAAUGUCUGCUUAUCCCAGUGCUUCCGCCUCCCAAUCGACAGGAACUACGGAUCUGGACACAGAAUCCGUGGAAGUUCUGCGGGAGCGUCUGAGCACCAUGAAGCGACUGAUGUCCGAGCGGACGUCCCAGCAGCAGAACAACCCGGCGACCACGGAGGAGAUAUUCUCCACCAAGCGCCACCGUUCGGCGGGCAUUAUCGACGGCAACUUCCUGAGCAUCGCUUUUGGCGGAGCUCUGCUGGUGAUCAUCACGGUUUCAGUGUACGCAUUCUACAAUCUCUACCAUGCCAUACUCAAGAAGUUCCCAUCGCGCCACGAGGAGCUGUAAACGGGUGCCAAAUUGGUCGACCUUUCGUUUUCCCAUAUGAAAUGUACGAGUCUCUGCAUUUAAUAAAUUGUAGCUUGAAUUUUAA
This is a messenger RNA of Drosophila gunungcola (fruit fly), 527 nucleotides long. RefSeq lists its product as uncharacterized. The transcript is spliced from 2 exons. NCBI's taxonomy places the organism in Eukaryota, Metazoa, Arthropoda, Insecta, Diptera, Drosophilidae. The coding region runs from base 116 to 442 and encodes 108 amino acids. The record is from RefSeq and is a predicted model, not a curated record.